UGGAAACCGGAAGUUGAUAAAUUUCUAUUUUGACUAGCUCGACAUCGACACGAAAACAGAUGGGAUGGCUGACAUAACCAACAAAGUUUUAAAGUACAAAUCGUAUUUAAAUGCAAGCAAAAAUGAUACAGACAAGGUGCUUCACAUUGUUAGAAGACUAUCAGAUUUACCAAUAACUGUUGAUGUUCUUCAGGCAACUGGUAUUGGAAAGACUGUAAAUGGAUUUAGAAAGGAAGAUGGUGAGGUGGGGAUGUAUGCUAAAGCAUUGGUCUUUAAAUGGAAGAUGAUGGUUGCUGAAGAAGCUAUACGAUUGGAAAAGGAAAAUGAGGCUGAAGAUCAAAAUGACCAAUCAGAAAGAGGAUCAGAGUCACCUGGAAGUAAUAAUUCAGAACAAAGGUCACCUUCACCUGAAGAAGACCAAUCAUCUUCCAGAUCUCAAUCACCUGGCAGCAACCAGUCAGGAAGUAGAUCUCCAUCACCUGAUAAUGAAUCUAGUGAUGAUAGUCAUGUGGAAAAAGAAAAUCGACAUAGGAAAAAUGUUGAGGGUGAUAGUAGGUCUAAAAACCACCAUGAUAAAAAAGCAGAAAGUAAACAUGAAAAGGCCACUCAAAGACAUGAGUCAUCUAAAGAUAGGGAUAAAAGACAUGAAAUAGAAAAACACAAAUCAAGUAAAAGUGAAAAACAUGAGAGUAUUAAUGACAACAAAUCUGAAAAAUCUCAUAAAGAACACAAAUCAUCCCACACAAGUCAUCGCUCAUCUGAUAAAAAGCACUCUAGUGAUACAGAUCAAAAACAUCAAAGUGAAAGCAAGUCUGAUAAAAAACAUUCUCAGGAUAAAAAUGAUGAUAAACAGCACAGGGACAAACAUACAGAGGAAAAGCACAGACAUAGUCAGAACAAGAGUAAACAUUCUAGUGACAAAAGUGAUAUAAAAUCGGACAAGAAAGACAAUAAGGAAAAAAAACUAGAUGAUACGAAAGAGAAGUAUAGUAGUGAUAGCCAUAAAAGUAGCAAAGAUGACAAGAAAUCUGAAAGUAGUCAUCGAAGUGAUAGUCACAAAAGUUCCAAGGAAAAAUCUGACAGUAAACAUUCAGAAAAAGAACACAAAAGUAGAAGUAGUGAGACAAAUCACGAAAGUAGCUCUGAUAACAGACAUAAAAGUGAUACUGAUCAUAAACGUUCUGGUGAUAAAGAUGUUAAACACUCAAGUGAUAAAGAUCGUAAAAGUGAGCAAAGUGGUUCUGAUAAAAAACACGGGAUUGGUAAUCACAAGUCAGAUAAAAGUAGCAAAGAUGAAAAUAAACAUUCAAGUGAAAAAAAUUCUGAUAAAAAACAUAGUGAAAGUAGCAGAAGUAAUAAGGAGGAAAAGAGUGAAAAACAAUCUGUAAGUUCAAGUGAAAAACAUACUCAUAGGAGCGAAAGUAGCCAUAAAAACAGUGAUCAUCAUGAAAAAGAAAGGAAAAAAGAUGAAAAGCAUUCUGGUAGUGAAAAAAGUGAUAAAAAAGACGAAAAGCAUUCUAGUAGUGAAAAAAGUGAUAUAAGAAGUGAAAAAAAUUCAAAUGAAAAACAUCGUAGUAGUCGUGAAUCUAGUAAAGAUCAUUCUGAUAAAAAACACAGCUGUGAGAAAAGUGGACAUGAACGAUCUCAUAAAUCUAGUGAAAAGAAAGAUACAAAGAACAGUUCAGAAAACAAUCACAGAAAAGAGAGAUCUGAGUCAACUGAUAAAAGUAGGUCUGAUAAAAAACACUCUAGUUCUAGUAGUGAUAAACAUCAUCACUCGGGAUCGAAGCACAGCUCUGAAUCUGAUAGAAAAAGCAAAGACUCUGAUAAAAGAGAGAAAGACAAAAAGAAUGAGAAGGAUGAUAAGCACAAACAUAGUAGUGAUUCUGCUCACAAGCAUCAAAGUGAAUCAGACAAGACUCAUAAACAUCGUAGUAGUUCUGACUCUAAACACAAGGAUCGAAUUGAAUCUGAUAAAAAAGAUAAACAUCAUAGUCAUUCUAGCCACUCUGAUAAACACAAAAGAGAUUCAGAUGAAAAAGCAAAUAAAAAAUCAGAUAAACCUAAGAGUGCAAGUGACAUCAUGGCAGAACUGGCAAAGAAUAUAAUCUCAAAUUGUGAAGAAAAAGUAAAAUCUUCACAAUCAAUAGAAUCAGAUGGAAAUGAUUUGACUGAAUGUGAACAAAAACAUGAAGAGGAGAAUAAGAACAAACCUAUGGAAAAUACUUGGAGCAUUGGUGAUUUGGAAAAUGAUAAUUAUAAUGAAAAUUUGGAGGAAAGUUUUUCAUUUGAGGAUAUAGAAAAAAGUGUGAAUGAACGGAUGAAAUAUAUCGAUCAUGAAGCAAAAAACUAUAGUCUGGAUGACUUUGAUGGUUUUGCAGAUUCUUUGUUAGAAAAUGGAUUAACUGAUGGAUAUGACAGUCCGCUGUUACCUCUACCGUCAGGAAGUAGAAACAAACUUAAAAAAUCCUCAAGCCAUAGUUCUAGUCGUGAUACUGAUAAAUCAGAGAGUAAAAAGCGCAAGAUUUCAAGUGAAAACGAAAAACACAAAUCUUCAAAAUCUCAAAAGACAAGUGGCAAAUCAAACAGCUCAGGGAAGUCUUUUGAUGAUAUAUUGUUGGGAGACCAGAAAAAGAAAGUGAAGAAAAGAGAGGUAGACAGCAAAUAUGUAGAGUUAAUAUCAAAAUUCAAAAUAAAAAAGAAGGGAACAGAAGGGGAUAAAUCAACAGGGAGUAAGUCUUCAGACAACAAGGGUAGUAAAUCUGAUGUGAAGGGAAACAACUCUGUAAAGAUUAAGCAGGAAAAACCAGACAAAUAUCAGCAUAGCAGUAGUAAAAGGAAAGCUGAAACAGAGGUGGAAAAGCCAGUUACUAAGCAGAUAAAACUGGAGAGUUUCCCUAGUGGUCUACCAGAACCAAUGCCUGACUAUAAACCAAAGAAAUAUGUACCACCACCAGAUGAAAUUAAAAAAGGUUCUUUUUUUGACGAGUCUGUGAUUGGACUGAAGACCUAUGAUAGGACAAAGGUGUACUCUGGAAAGAAAUCAACUGUAGUUCCAGAGGUGUACAAACUUCAAGAUAUAUGUAUGCAGAUUCUAAUGAACAACAUAGACAGUUUAGACUAUGUUGGUGGUGUGCCAUUCUACAUAUUGAAGCCUGUGCUGGAGAAAUGUACACCUAAUGAUUUAUACAGACUCGAAGAUUAUAAUCCUCAUUUCCUUGAAGAUACAGACUAUUUAUGGAAACAGCAUUGUAACAAAGAAUUUCGAGGUGUUGAUCAAGAAGAAAUGGAAUCAUGGAGAGAAUUAUACUGGAGGAAGUCUGAUGAGAGAGAAGAGAAACUGAAAGCUAUACGACAGAGUAUUUCUGCUGCUCAGGUGAAGAAAGAUCCAUUGCGACAGACAAAGUUAGCCUAUGUAGAUUCAAUGGCCAAACCACCUCGUGAAGUCAGACGUCAGCAGCUAAAGUAUGGUACAAAUGUUAAUAUAACAGGAGAUAGGUUUAAAAAAUUCAUACCAGGCAUGAUGGAUGUUGUCCCGUUGGGAAAAUCUAGGCCAGUUUCAAAAGCUCCCAUGAUGGCAAAAACAUUAAAUAUGAUCAAGAAAAUAAGAAAGUGAAAACAAUCUUGUGAUCAACAAAAUGAAAAUCAACAGCUUUGAUUAAGAGAGAAUAGUGGAUACAGACAUUGUCAGAGUGGCUACUUUAGAAGGUUUGAAAGUGUGAUUCUAUAUCAGAGCAGAUCAAAGUUCCUGGUUACUGAUUUAUGCAAGAUGCAGAAUGGAAUAACUUAAACAUCUGUACUGCAGAGUCAAGAAUGAACUAAUUUAUUGAUCUUUUUAAAAGAACAUUAUCAAUUAUGUGCUAUAAUGCUGUUAUUAAAUGUAAAGUGCUUUAUUUUAAGUUUUAAAUAGUAGUUUUCCACUGAAAUACACAUCAGUUAUGUCCCCUGAAAUACACAUGAGUUAUUUCCCCUGAGAUUUACUUCGAGUUAUUUCCCCUAAGAUUAACACCACACAAUAAAUCUCCAGUUUACUCAUUGUAUAAUCAAAUAGAAAGUUUAUCAAAGUUAUUUAAUAUGUUUAAUUAAAACUUUGUUUCAUGUUUUUAAAUGCUUUGAAUUAGUUCACAUGUUCAUAUAUGAUUUAAAACAAAAUGUAAACAUAUGUGUACAUAGAAAAUUGAGAUAAUCAAUUCAUCCUUGUAUGAGAUCCAAUCUUGAAUUACAUCACCUGGGACUUGCUUCCACUUUGAAAAAUAUGUUUUAAUGUGUUGGAAUCUGAAAGUUUAACUUUUGUUCUGAUUACUGUUAUAUUGUGUGGUUGAAAAUAAUAAUGAAUAAGUACAAAAGUUUCCUUUAAUGUAUAGUAUAGUUUGUAACUAAGGCCAGGAAAUGUUUUAUCACAAUUUUGGUUAUUUUAAAAAAUAUGAAUUGGAAUUUUUGUCAUUUAUUUGUGUCUAAAUUUAGAACUUUGACUAGCAAGUUUGAUUUUAGUGGGUAUGUGAAAUUUCUAGCAAGUUUUAUUUCAAAAUUGUUACUGUUAGGAAUAUGAGGGUGUUAGUUGGGAGAAAGAAAUAGAAAAUUUCAAAGCAGUUCCAAGCAUAGACCCCAAAUAAAUUCCUAUGUAGGUUCUAUGAGUUUCAAAAACAAUAGAUUUUAAAGUGUAUUACUGCAUGUGUAUUUUAUAGUUCUUUUAGUUUUUGUUUGUUUAGAUAUAUUUUGUUUUUAAGGUUGCAUAAAUUAUUUAAAAGCAAUGUCUUUAAAAUACAUAUGAUAGAUUUUUAUUUCAAUUAUCAUCUUUUGCUAGAAAAAUAAUAUUGAAGCGUUCUUUCGUUUAAAUUGUAAUAUCUCUAUUUAUUGAAUAUAAUAUUGUUUGCAUUUUGAAAUUAGUCUUAAUAUGAAUUCCAUUCCUUUCAAUUAUUUAAAAAUCAAAUGUGACUUGGAUUAAGUAAAGUACUGACAAGUUAAAAAAUCAUUCCAUUUCUAUAUUGAUUCCUGUAAUUGUGUUGAUUACUGACUUUAAUUGUGUAAUUUCUGAUUUACUUAUUGUUUGUAAAAAGGGAGAUAACAAGAGAAUGUGAAUUUCCUUAUUGUAUUCAAUGGCAGUUGUAAUGAUUAGACAGUAUGAAUAAGGGUCUGGGUGGGAUUUAUAGAAUAAUCGGCAAAAGGUGUAGAAUAAAGGUCUAAAAGCAUAAAGAAUAGAGAAAAACUGGCUAAAAAAAUAAGGAAAAGAGAAUAAUGGGGUGCUAAAAUAUAAAGAAUAGAGAAUAAUGGGGUGCUAAAAUAUAAAGAAUAGAGAAUAAUGGGCAGAAAAUAUAAUGAAUAGAGAAAAA
Messenger RNA from Mytilus californianus (California mussel), 5330 nucleotides. Its product is annotated as transcription elongation factor B polypeptide 3-like. Gene Ontology annotation, cellular component: nucleus; elongin complex. NCBI's taxonomy places the organism in Eukaryota, Metazoa, Mollusca, Bivalvia, Mytilida, Mytilidae. The transcript is spliced from 11 exons. The coding region runs from base 65 to 3616 and encodes 1183 amino acids. Gene Ontology annotation, biological process: transcription elongation by RNA polymerase II. The record is from RefSeq and is a predicted model, not a curated record.